AUGGUGUUCUCAGAAUCAUCUGAUCUGGACAAUGUAGUUAAACUGCUCCAGUCAGUGGUCGACAAAGAAGACGCAGACGUGGUCUCUAAAGUAGAUGCCAACGUAGAUGCCAACACCACUUCAGUCACUCAAAAUGAUGCCGUGAAUGCGACGCAGCUCGACGCCGGCAGCCCCGUGAAUGCGACGCAGCUCGACGCCGGCAGCGAGCCAAGUGGCAACCACACAUCCAGUGAAAAGGGGAGCAGAAGGCGAAGACGUGCUAUGCCCUUCAGAAGAACCCUUCGGUUUGCCAGCUUACCCCACUCGUGGGUGUGGUCUCUGUCUUUCUCAACCAAUCAGAAGCCCCUGCUGCACCUGUCCUUUAAAGAAUCAUCUGAUCUGGAGAAUGUAGUUAAACUGCUCCAGUCAGUGGUCGACAAAGAAGACGCAGACGUGGUCUCUAAAGUAGAUGCCAACGUAGAUGCCAACGUAGAUGCCAACGUAGAUGCCAACGUAGAUGCCAACGUAGAUGCCAACGUAGAUGCCAACGUAGAUGCCAACGUAGAUGCCAACGUAGAUGCCAACGUAGAUGCCAACGUAGAUGCCAACGUAGAUGCCAACGUAGAUGCCAACGUAGAUGCCAACGUAGAUGCCAACGUAGAUGCCGAAGAGGUGGAAGUGGUCCCCGUCCUGUCCAAUGACGCUACAGGGAGCGCACGUAAUGAGACCACUUCAGUCACUCAAAAUGAUGCCGUGAAUGCGACGCAGCUCGACGCCGGCAGCCCCGUGAAUGCGACGCAGCUCGACGCCGGCAGCGAGCCAAGUGGCAACCACACAUCCAGUGAAAAGGGGAGCAGAAGGCGAAGACGUGCUAUGCCCUUCAGAAGAACCCUUCGGUGAGAAUGGAGGCACUGACUGUCCAGAGACCCCAAAAGGUCUUUGACACACUGCAGCAGUUUUGUUUCAAAGAUGUGUUGCAUAAGUACUGUGUACUUUUCUCAAAUAAAAUCUUAACCU
Molecule: messenger RNA, 996 nt
Organism: Periophthalmus magnuspinnatus
Lineage: Eukaryota; Metazoa; Chordata; Actinopteri; Gobiiformes; Gobiidae
Exons: 7
Coding region: 1-879 (292 amino acids)
Source: RefSeq, a predicted model, not a curated record